This is a messenger RNA of Drosophila miranda, 560 nucleotides long. RefSeq lists its product as uncharacterized. The record is from RefSeq and is a predicted model, not a curated record. The coding region runs from base 82 to 438 and encodes 118 amino acids. The transcript has 3 exons. NCBI's taxonomy places the organism in Eukaryota, Metazoa, Arthropoda, Insecta, Diptera, Drosophilidae.
ACCUAGUGGACACAGCCGGGACGCGCACCACAACCGACACUUUCACCGAUCUGACCAAGGACUACACCCUGGCAGUGUUCUAUGACGACUCGCGCCAUGGCUGAAGCCCAUGACGUGAUUGCCAAUUCAGCUUACACCUGUACCGAGGAUGGCACUGAGAUUUAUGACAUAAACGGAUUUCGCAUCACCCAGGCAGCCGAUGGCCUGGUGAAGGUCACUCGUGUGGACAACAAGUGCUUGAUUCGCACCAGUCCCGGCAAUGGAUCGGCCACUUUGACCACACCUGGCAUCCAUUGCACUGCCUCUCUGGGCAAGACCUCGCAUCUGUUUGUUCGUCGCAAUGAGAAGCGCAUGCACUUCGAUGGAUCCUGUUUCAUUGUACGCAACGCCGGACACUCCGCCGGCUUCAAUGAGAACAACCUGCUCAUUGUCUACUGAGCGGCGUUCGUAGUCCGGAGAUAGAAACGGUGCAGUGGUAGCCCAUCCCACACGCACACACUCACACAUGUCAACACAUUUCACCUGGAACACAUACAUAGACACCUACAGCAGCACACUUG